Molecule: messenger RNA, 1002 nt
Organism: Metarhizium robertsii ARSEF 23
Lineage: Eukaryota; Fungi; Ascomycota; Sordariomycetes; Hypocreales; Clavicipitaceae
Exons: 2
Coding region: 1-1002 (333 amino acids)
Source: RefSeq, a predicted model, not a curated record
AUGGAUUCCCUACCUUACGAGAAUGCACCAGACGUGCCGGACGGUAAUUCCAAUAAGCCGCGACUCCAGCUCCCAGCGAGCUGUGACCCCCCAUCAAUGAGCUCACCUGCAAAGCAGCUUGUAUGGAUAAUAUUCGGGGGAACUGGCCAUAUGGGCCGGUCACUCGUAAAAUACGCACUGUCUCGUGGGGACUUGGUGACUUCAGUCGGACGAAUCCACGAAUCUAACAUUGAUGACAUUGCAAACAUACAUCAUGACAAUUGCCUUGGAGCCCUUUGCGAUGUACGCUCUCGUGAUUCAGUUGCCAAGGUUGUUCAGGAUGCACUAGAUCGGUUCCGACGGUUUGACGUCGUUGCGAACUGCUCCGGCCACGGAGUCAUUGGUUCGUGCGAGGAUCAGGAUGAGCAUGACCUCCGUAAUCAGUUUGAGACGAAUUUCAUUGGAACGCUUCACAUCAUUCACACCACGCUCCCUUACUUCCGGAGACAGAACAGUGGCCGCUAUCUCAUAUUCAGUUCGACUUCUGGAGCACUUGGAGUCCCAGGGUUGGGACCUUACUGCGCAACCAAGUACGCUGUUGAAGGUUUGAUUGAAGCAAUGCUAUAUGAGACUGAUUCUUUUAACGUCAGGGCCACGUUAAUUGAGCCAGGUUUGGUGAGACGUGAUGAGCCGGAUACUGGCGAUAGUCCCCUGCCAACCUGGGGCCAUUUUCUCAUCAAGCCCUCAAGUAAUGGAUACGGAAAUGCAACCUCUCCAGCGCUUCAUGCAAGGAGAAUGGUACAGUGGCUUGGGGACCGCCAACCGACCAGUGCAGUAAAAUGUGCCGAGCUUGUGUGGCAGCUGGCACACUGCACAUACCCGCCCCUGAGGCUCUUGUUGGGGAGCUACGCAAUUGAGAGCAUUCGGGAUAGAAUGCGCUCAGUUACCGAGGAGUUAGAAGACUGGAAACAUCUCAAUUUUGCUACGGCGGGGCAGGAAAGCGAGAGGGACGAUAAAGAAUGA